GAUAUUAUGUUCAAACUGGCUUUAAGGUAAGUAAAAUGGGUUUAUUGCACCAAAAAACAAAGAAAAUAUGUACCUACUCCAAACUAUAGCUACCAAGUUCUCUUAUUUAUUUGUUGAAAAAGUUGGAUUAGAGAAGACAACAAAGUCAUGGGCUCAAAUUCUACACCACAGACAGCAGCAAAACCAAUAAGAUGCAAAGCUGCAGUGUGCAGAAAAGCAGGAGAACCUCUGAUCAUUGAAGAAAUUGAGGUUGCCCCUCCCAGCUCCUGGGAAGUUCGAAUCAAGAUUAUUUGCACUUCUCUAUGUCAAUCUGAUAUUAGUUUAUGGAAAUUAUCAGCUGGACCACUUUCUGCUUUUCCUAGAAUUCUUGGUCAUGAAGCAGCUGGUGUGGUGGAGAGUGUAGGUGAAAAUGUAGAGGAAGUAAAAGAAGGGGACAUAGUGAUACCCGUUUUUAAAAGGAACUGUGGAGAAUGCAAAGAUUGCAAGUACCAAAAGGGAAAUGCUUGUUCAAAAUUUUCAGUUGAAUAUCCCUGUGGAAUGCCAAGGGAUGGAAGCAGCAGAUUUAAGGAUAAAAAUGGAGAAACAUUGCAUCAUACACUCAGGGUAUCUAGCUUUUCUGAGUAUACUGUUGUGGAUGUUACACAUAUUGUGAAGAUGAGUCCAAAUUUUCCCAUUGAUAAGGCUUCUCUACUUUCUUGUGGGGUUUCUACAGGACUGGGAGCAGCAUGGAAAGUUGCAGAAAUUGAAGGAGGUUCAACCGUGGCAAUAUUUGGUCUCGGAGCUGUGGGAUAGCGGUACCUAGUUGCAGAAGGAGCAAGAUUACGUGGAGCUUCAAAAAUUAUAGGUGUCGAUUUAAAUCCUCAAAAAUUUGAAUUUGGGAAAAAGUUUGGACUAACAGAUUUUGUUGACCCCACAACCUGUGGUGAGAAAUCGACUAGCCAGGUAAUUAAAGAGAUGAGUGAUGGUGGAGCUGAUUACUGCUUCGAGUGUAUUGGAUUGACCUCCUUAAUGCAAGAGGCUUUUGCUAGUUCUCGCAAGGAAACUGGAAAGACAAUAAUACUUGGGGUUGAGAUGCAUGGUACACCAUUAAGCAUUAACCCUCUUGAGCUGGUGAUGACUGGAAAAACUAUCAUAGGAUCCAUGUUUGGAGGUGUGAAAGCUAAAGUUGACAUUCCCAUCUUUGCUACCAAAUAUUUGAAUAAUGAAUUGAACUUGGAGGGAUUUAUAACGCAUGAAGUUAACUUUGAGGAUAUUAACAAAGCAUUUGUCUUACUUCAAGCAAGGAAAUCGCUACGUUGCAUCAUUUGGAUGGACAAAUGAUAGAUCAUCAUGUUUUUAUCUAUUUAUCUUUUUUUAUUCUGCAAUUGAAAAUAAUGUAUGCAAGGGAUAUUCUAUGGUCCUAUUAUUAGUGAAUAUUUGUACAAAAUUAAUUAUAUAAAACUCAUUUUCUGUUUUAUGAAGAUUCAAUUGUUUUUUUUUA
Molecule: messenger RNA, 1480 nt
Organism: Capsicum annuum
Lineage: Eukaryota; Viridiplantae; Streptophyta; Magnoliopsida; Solanales; Solanaceae
Product: alcohol dehydrogenase-like 1
Exons: 10
Biological process (GO): formaldehyde catabolic process
Cellular component (GO): cytosol
Molecular function (GO): zinc ion binding; S-(hydroxymethyl)glutathione dehydrogenase [NAD(P)+] activity
Source: RefSeq, a predicted model, not a curated record